UAUAGACCUGAGGACAAGGUUGCUAAGAAGGAAAGGCUUCUUAAAAGAGCACAAGCUGCUGAAGAGGGGAAGAGUGUGGAAUCAAAGAAGCCUAUUGUCGUUAAAUAUGGUCUUAACCAUGUAACCUACCUCAUUGAACAGAACAAGGCCUAGCUGGUGGUUAUCGCACAUGAUGUAGAUCCACUUGAGCUUGUUGUCUGGUUGCCAGCAUUGUGCCGGAAAAUGGAAGUUCCUUGUGCAAUUGUGAAGAGCAAGUCACGCCUUGGAGCGAUUGUCCACAAGAAAACAUCAGUUUUGUGCCUUACAUCAGUGAAGAACAAGGAUAAACUGGAGUUUAGCAAGGUUUUGGAUGCAGGCAAUGCUAACUUCAAUGACAAGUUUGAUGAGCACCGUAAGAAAUGGGGGGGUGGCAUCAUGGUUUCCAAAUCUCUGGCUAAGACCAAAGCUAAGGAGAGAGUCUUAGCCAAGGAGGCUGCUCAAAGAAUGUCAUGAGCUUCUUCUAGCAAGCUGAUGGACAGAAGUUCAGU
Molecule: messenger RNA, 527 nt
Organism: Populus euphratica (Euphrates poplar)
Lineage: Eukaryota; Viridiplantae; Streptophyta; Magnoliopsida; Malpighiales; Salicaceae
Product: 60S ribosomal protein L7a-1-like
Exons: 4
Coding region: 223-492 (89 amino acids)
Source: RefSeq, a predicted model, not a curated record